Messenger RNA from Ostreococcus lucimarinus CCE9901, 639 nucleotides. RefSeq lists its product with no specific name. The annotation marks the transcript as partial. The transcript has a single exon. Gene Ontology annotation, molecular function: acetylpyruvate hydrolase activity. Lineage: Eukaryota; Viridiplantae; Chlorophyta; Mamiellophyceae; Mamiellales; Bathycoccaceae. The record is from RefSeq and is a predicted model, not a curated record.
GUGUGCUGCGUGGGGAAGAAUUACGUCGAGCACGUCGGUGAGGUGGACACGCAGAUGCCGGGAAUAAGUAAAACCGCGAUACCGGAGCUGCCGAUUAUUUUUCCCAAGGCGUCGACGUCGUUGUGUGGGUCGGGGACGUCGGUGGAGUUGCGCGAACGCGAGGACGUCGAUUACGAGGGCGAGCUGACAGCCAUCAUAAAGCGCGAGUGCAAGGACAUCUCGGACGACGCGAGCGAUGUGGAUGUCAUCAGCACCUACGUCGCCGGUUGGACGAUCGCCAACGACGUGACGGCGAGAGUACUGCAAAAGAGUCACCAGCAGUGGUAUCUGGGCAAGAGCUGUGACGGAUUUUGUCCUCUGGGGCCGUGGAUCGUGGCCGGGCACGACGCUCUCCCAUCCGCCGCAUCAUUGGUCACAAAAGUUAACGGUGAGAUCCGACAAAACUCCACCGUCGACAAGAUGAUUUUCAGCACCGCGGAACUGAUCAGAUGCGUGUCCAAAUAUCAAACCUUGCGUGCCGGCGACGCGAUAUUAACGGGAACGCCGAGCGGCGUCGGCGCCGGUUUCAAUCCCAAGCGAUUCCUGCGCCCUGGCGACGUCGUGGAGAUUGAAAUAGAAGGCAUCGGCGCGCUCGUGAAC